GACACAAACUCAAGCCAACAAGCGCACACACAUAAAGCCUUCUAUUUACCACCAAAACUUCCUCUCCCACUUCCUCAUCACAUCACAUUCCGAAUCACUCGCAAGGUGUUCCAGUUCUUUCGAUCGCACUUCUGCUAGCAAAGCGGAUUUCCUGUCUCUUCUUAAGAAUUAGUUUGGUGCUCAUUGAAACCUCAACCUGCAUACCGUAAUGGCUGACAGGGUAAGGGAGCUGGCAUCUAAGAAGGCUGCGGUGAUCUUCACCAAGAGCUCGUGUUGCAUGUGCCACAGCAUCAAGUCCCUCUUCUAUGAGCUCGGGGCAAGCCCCGCGAUCCAUGAGCUCGACAAGGACUCUAGUGGCCGUGAGAUGGAGUGGGCCCUGCGGGGACUUGGGUGCAACCCUACGGUCCCGGCCGUUUUUAUUGGCGGGAGAUAUGUCGGGUCAGCCAAGGAUGUGAUAUCCCUCCAUGUGGAUGGAACUCUAAAGCAGAUGCUCAUUGAUGCAAGGGCAAUAUGGUUUUAACACAAAGUGUGAAAAACUGUAAGCUCAAUUAUAUAUGUACUCAUAGGAGUAGUGCAUAUAUAGUAACUAUAUAUAUAUGUAUGGAGAAGCCCAAUCCAAUAGCGUUGUGUAAUUUAACAAACAAUGCUGAAUGAAUAGGAUUUUGCUUCCCUUCAGUUUAUCAAAAAA
Messenger RNA from Punica granatum (pomegranate), 688 nucleotides. NCBI's taxonomy places the organism in Eukaryota, Viridiplantae, Streptophyta, Magnoliopsida, Myrtales, Lythraceae. The record is from RefSeq and is a predicted model, not a curated record.